Cervus elaphus (red deer) is the source of this 2399-nucleotide messenger RNA. It is a transcript of the gene CHTOP, whose product is annotated as chromatin target of PRMT1. Lineage: Eukaryota; Metazoa; Chordata; Mammalia; Artiodactyla; Cervidae. The coding region runs from base 315 to 698 and encodes 127 amino acids. The transcript is spliced from 4 exons. The record is from RefSeq and is a predicted model, not a curated record.
CCAUUCCGCCCUGGGCGUGGCGGCCAUUUUGUUUUCCACACGGAGCGGGAGUUGACGGCAGCGGCCGUGGUGAAAGGAAGGAAAGGGCAGGCCGGGUGAGCAGGCGGACCGGCCGACCGGACGACCAGCCAAGAGCCACGAACCAACUUAGCAAUCUACCGCUUAACACAUCUAACCAACCGCCCACCAAGUUAACCCGAGCCCCUCCACCGUCAACUCAGGUUCGGCCGGUCCCCGGCCCACCUGCCGCAGCCGUGGUGGCAGCCCCGGGAGGAGCACUGGCGUCCGUUUCCUUCGAUUCUCGGGAUUUGAAGAUGGCUGCACAGUCUGCGCCGAAAGUUGUGCUAAAAAGCACCACCAAGAUGUCUCUAAAUGAGCGCUUUACUAAUAUGCUGAAGAACAAACAGCCGAUGCCAGUGAAUAUUCGGGCUUCGAUGCAGCAACAGCAGCAGCUAGCCAGUGCCAGAAACAGAAGACUGGCCCAGCAGAUGGAGAAUAGACCCUCUGUCCAGGCAGCAUUAAAACUUAAGCAGACUUUAUAUGCAAGUCCGGACAGUGGCUGUGGAAGGAUAUGUCCAAGCUGUGGCUGGGCGUCUGGAGGGCGGUGCCAUGCAACUGUAAGGACUUUAACUGGAAGCACUGCAUGGCUGUGCAUAAAAUCAGCAGUUAAAUAUAACACCCUUCCACCCCCACCCUGAACCAUUGGGCUCAUUGACCAAAAAUAAACAAGGCCUUCUGCUUCAGCUACCUUAAGCCUUGGAGUGGCUGCAUUCAUCCCUGACUCAGGAAAGCAGUACAAGGCACCACUGUUCUCUAAGAGUAAAUAUUAAAAAUUGCUGAAGACAAGUCUGACAUAUUCCAAAGGACAUUUUAACAAGCUUUAAAUACAGUCCAUGCAGAAAGUAGCCUCUAGAGCAGUGGUAUCCCGUAGAACUUUCUGCGAUGACGGAAAUGCUCUAUCUAUAUCUGUGCUCUCCAGUACAGUAGCCACAUGACUGUUGAGCACUCAAAAUAUGACUAGUGUGAUUGAGGGGCUUAAAUUUUUUAUUUAUUUAUUAACUUUUUUUUACUUGUAAUUUAAUAGCCACAUGUGGCUAGUGGAUACCUUAGCCUAUAGCAAGCACAGCUCUAGAGUGGAAACUGGAUGGUACAGCUGACAUACUUCAGCCUCUUGUUAAGUUAGAGAAUAGGGUUGGUGGCAAGUCAGGACUGGGAAGGGAGAAGAACUUCUAAGUACUGUAUAGUCUCCCCUUAAAGCACAGAUCUUGAGAGGAUAUACUUGGAAUGACCAAACACAGCAGACAUGUAGAAUGAAGUCUUGACCUUGUGUCAUUCAGAGCCUGUCCCUCUGAUAAGCAGUUUAUAAUCUUAUGCUAAUAAUAAUAAUUCACAGCACAUGGUUGCAGUGAAAAUCAUUUGUAGUAACUUGUGUGUGAAGCCUGAGAAUACAUAAUUUAUUUUCAUUCAUAUUAUGGCUUUUUAGGAGAGCAGGUUUGCUAGGGCUUUGGUGUUCACGGCUACACAGUCACCCAUUCCUUUGAAGGAAUUUAAUUGAGAUCUCGUUUUCAUGGUUUCUCUUUGAGGGACAGAUUAUUGAAAAAUCUCUAUGGUCUAUCCUUGUUCUCACAUGUGACCCUGAGUUUUAUGAUUAUAGCUCAACUCAAUUCUAAUGCAGGUUUGGCUGGAUUUCUAUGGAGAUAUAUUUGAGUUAUAUGUUUAUUAUAAAUUAAAGGUCAUUAUACUGACUUAACGGAGCUGUUUGCAAAGGAAUUAUCACUAUUUAAGAUAUGUAAGGAAAGGAGAUUUGACUUUUUUGUGUUUAUUUACAUCUUAAGGUAAAAAGUGGACCGUCUGGAGAUAGAUACUCAGAGGAAAAAUGGACACACUGGCCUCUUUGACUGAGAAAUCAAACUUGUUCUUGUGUCACAAGAAUUCAAAUGAACUUAUAAUUUAAAUUUUGCCCAGAGUGUGAUGAACUUCUUUGGUGUUUGAGUAAGCCUUUGAAGAGAGUGGUAGUCCUUGGGCAGGUAUGAAUCAAGUCAUAUCAUUGUCAACUGGUGAUUCAAAAUCUGCAGAAUCCACGAUCUGAAAUGUAGUGUUCUUAUGAAAAUUUACAUUCCAAGUAGUGGUAUAUGACUUCUAUAGUCAAACUAGUGAGAUAAUUUGUGGUGAUGCCAAUUUCAUGGAACCAUACUCAAGCUUCUUAGAAGCUCUGGAUCAAAAUUCUGCUUUUCUUACACUGUGUUCUGAGGCAAAGGCUUGCUUCUGGUUUGGGAUCCUUGACAGCAAGUGCAGGUUUAUUUCCCACCACACAGACAUCUCGCUUCUUUUUCUCUGCACUUUUAGUUGCUAAAUCCCAUUGGAUUGCUUUUUUGAUCUCAAUUCCCUAACACCUUUUC